Molecule: messenger RNA, 649 nt
Organism: Orcinus orca (killer whale)
Lineage: Eukaryota; Metazoa; Chordata; Mammalia; Artiodactyla; Delphinidae
Gene: CCDC110
Product: coiled-coil domain containing 110
Exons: 5
Coding region: 124-498 (124 amino acids)
Source: RefSeq, a predicted model, not a curated record
CACUGCCGCUCGCUGUGUCCCGGCCACCCCGUUACCAAGCAACGAGCUGCCCAGGCGGGAAGCAACCGAGCCUAGUGACUGGGAGAGGGGAAGGCGGUUGGAAAGGGAGCUUGAGCAGCAGAAAUGAGCCCGGAAUACGGCUGCAUAACAGAAUCAGAAAAUCAAAUACAACCACACUCAGCACUGAAAGCCCUUCAGCAUCAGCUGGAAUCAUUUCAGGCUCUCCGAAUACAGACUUUGCAGAAUGUUAGCAUGGUGCAGUCUGAAAUCAGUGAAAUACUGAACAAAAAUAUUAUUGAAGUAGAAAACCCACAAUUUAGCUCAGAAAAAAAUCUAGUAUUCAGCACACGCAAUGAAAAAGCUUUGGGCGACUGGAUUGUCAAAGAUGAAAAUAAGGAAACUCCUGUCCUGAAAACCCUAAAAGAUGUUCGUUUACCUCUGUACUUCUGCAAUUUUCUUGUUUCUCUUAGGAGAGCGUGUGAGGGGCAUUUGACUUAAUCCAUAUACCUAAAGAUUCCCAAGUAAACUGAAAUACACGGCAGUUUUUCUGUCCACUUUGAGUUUUUCUACUUUUAGGACUGACUUACACCUAGAGUGAGUUCUCUAAAACAGGUCCAAACUAGAGUCACUGUGUCUAUACUUAUUAGAA